GAGUGCAACAAAAUGGCGCCAGGGGCCAAGGGAGGCCUGUUUCUGUGGCCUUCCUGAGGUCUCUUGGAAGCCACAAACAGGGAAACCUCUUAGGAAAACUGUCCCUGGUCUCCUGAAUUCUAUUUCCUGAAAUGCUAUUUCUUAAUAGCCUCAGCUAAAGCAAGAGGACGCUUUUACACUUGAUUCUGUACCGGAAAGAGGAAUUAACUCAUCAUGUCAAAGGAUUUGAGCGGCUGCUUAGAAUCCCCUACCGGUUGUGAUAGUUCAGGGUCUGGCCAACAUCUUCUGCCUGUUCCAGGUACCUCUUGGGCUACAUCAGGACAGGAUGAAGAUGAUUUAGAUGACUCCUUACUGGAACUUUCAGAGGGAGAAGAGGAUGACAGUCCCUUCAGUUACACUGAAGAAGAGAUUCAGGAGCUUUUGAAGGAUGAUGAUGUCCUGAACGAUCAGUCCUCUUUGGGUGGAGGGCUAAAAAGUGCAGGUGGUCAAAUGGAGAAACUGGGGAGGGAUAGUUGUGUGUCACUUGACUCUCCCCAAGAUAUAAAUUCACCUUGUAGCUUGGAGCUUGGAGCUGGGCCAGCCAGCAGCAUCCUCCAGCUACCACAGGUAAGUACACCAGCUAGUCACAGCCUCAUUCCCACCAAACUGUCUAGCAGACCCUCAGCACCAGAAAAGAAUCUUUUGAAAGUAACCACUGUCCCACCAUUUAAGCCAAUCGUUUGGAAUGGUAUCUUUGGAAAGGAUAAGAUGGAAUCUUCCAAAGGCGCCUGCAGGAAUGCAGACCGCUUCGGAAGACCUUCCCACCUGGGGGAAGAUGGGAACAAGGAUAGCACUAGUCGUAAUAAUAGCAAACCUUUGACUGGGCAUGAAGAAACCACCUCUGCUAGCUCUGUUUGGGAAGGACCUUUGUCUCCUUCCAAAGGUAACCCUCAACAUAUGGUCUAUGGGACCAAAAUGCCUUGGCGAGAUGUGCCUACCCCCUUAAUCUCUCUGACCUUGGAACAGACAGGUAGCCCCUCUGAUGGGAAAUUAUCUCUGGGGAAUAGGAGACAUAAAAUCAGUGGUGUAAGCCGGUCCCCAGCUGUUCCCUCAUCAUCGGGCAAACGCAUCAUCCUAGACAAAGAUUCUGGGAAAAUGAUGGCUCAUGAGACAAGAGUAAGCAAAAUCACCCCACUCCUACCAACCAGAGCAAGGAGUAAGUAUCCGAGAUUUUCACAAGUGGAACUAGAACCGAAGAUGUCUACAUCUUCAUUCAAGAAUGGCGUCACUCGUGUGCCAAAACCUAGGGCUCUUCACCAGGGGUCCUUAGGUGAAUUGUAUGCCUUGAUGGACCAAGUCGCUAGUGUGGAAUAUCAGAUCCAGAAUCGCAGGUGGCAACACCUUUCAGCCCUCACCAUGAUAAACUACCCCCGAUUCAGACAGAAGCCUCUACAGAGGUACAGCCUCAUUUAGUGGAUGGACAGACCUCACAGAGCCAUUGUGGGUCUCAGGGCUUUGGGUCAGUUCUAAUCAUCUCAUCCCCUCAGCUAUGAGGGGACAGCCCCUUCUCCCCCUUCAGUGCUCAGAGGAAUUUUUAUUCCUUUCUGUCUCUUGUGCUUUAUAGAUUUUGAAUUCUUUUAUUUUAAUAAGAUGUUUUUUCAAGAUCUUA
Antechinus flavipes (yellow-footed antechinus) is the source of this 1648-nucleotide messenger RNA. RefSeq names its product S100P-binding protein-like. Gene Ontology annotation, molecular function: calcium-dependent protein binding. Gene Ontology annotation, cellular component: cytosol; nucleus. Bases 214 to 1452 code for a protein of 412 amino acids. The record is from RefSeq and is a predicted model, not a curated record. The transcript has a single exon. NCBI's taxonomy places the organism in Eukaryota, Metazoa, Chordata, Mammalia, Dasyuromorphia, Dasyuridae.